GGGGGCCGGGGGCGCGCAUUAAGGAUGUUUGUUUUGCCUGUUUUGCAGAGUUUCAAUGUUCUGACUUGCUCUAAGAUGAAGGUAUGGAAGUUUGCAGCCAUUGCAUCGAUGCUCCUCAGUUCCAUGUUAUCCAUUUUAGUUUGUAGAGACAUGUUCAGCGGAAGCCGGGAAUUCAGCCCCUUGCCUUCCUCGCCGUCUUCCUCACGGGAUUCCUCCUCCUCCUCCUUUUCUUCCUCCUCCUCCUCCUCCUCCUCCUCCUUGCUGCCAGCGGCUCCACGGAGAUCCCCACGGGCCCUGCCACGCCACGGCUCCCUGCUGGCCCAGUACAGCGCCUUGCUGGAGAGCUACACGGAGGGCGAGAUCCGGCAGCUGGUGUCGGCACUGGUGGAGCGCUACCGCCAGGCCAUGAACUCGGGCGGGCACGAGCUGCCGCUGUUCCCUCGCUCCGGCAGCCGCAGGAAACGCGCCCGCGCCCGCCAUAAACCCUGCGAGCUGCGCGAGCUGGAGGUCAGCGUCAGCGAGCUGGGCCUGGGCUACGAGUCGGACGAGACGGUUCUGUUCCGCUACUGCAGCGGCACCUGCGAGGCCGCCGUGCGCAGCUACGACCUCUCCCUCAAGAGCAUGAGGAGCCGCAGAAAGAUCCGGAAGGAGAAGAUCCGCGCCCGGCCGUGCUGCAGGCCGCUGGCCUACGACGACGACGUGUCCUUCCUGGACGCCUACAACCGCUACUACACCGUCAACGAGCUGUCGGCCAAGGAGUGCGGCUGCGUGUGA
Pseudopodoces humilis (Tibetan ground-tit) is the source of this 774-nucleotide messenger RNA. It is a transcript of the gene NRTN, whose product is annotated as neurturin. Gene Ontology annotation, molecular function: receptor tyrosine kinase binding; glial cell-derived neurotrophic factor receptor binding; growth factor activity. The record is from RefSeq and is a predicted model, not a curated record. Lineage: Eukaryota; Metazoa; Chordata; Aves; Passeriformes; Paridae.